Leptidea sinapis is the source of this 5103-nucleotide messenger RNA. RefSeq names its product transcriptional activator protein Pur-alpha (gene Pur-alpha). Gene Ontology annotation, cellular component: nucleus. The record is from RefSeq and is a predicted model, not a curated record. Bases 505 to 1359 code for a protein of 284 amino acids. Gene Ontology annotation, biological process: regulation of transcription by RNA polymerase II. The transcript is spliced from 9 exons. Gene Ontology annotation, molecular function: purine-rich negative regulatory element binding; RNA polymerase II transcription regulatory region sequence-specific DNA binding; DNA-binding transcription factor activity, RNA polymerase II-specific. NCBI's taxonomy places the organism in Eukaryota, Metazoa, Arthropoda, Insecta, Lepidoptera, Pieridae.
AGAACUGAGAAGUUGGCUCCGAAAGAUUGGCGAAUCGCCUGUAGAACUCGGUCUGGAUUGAGAUGUCGGAUAUCGGGAGUGGUGACGAAGGAAUUUCUAGUCAGAGUAUGUAUUUAUUUACAGUGGUGUAAAGUCCAAGAUACGUGUAAAAAAGGACCUUCGUAACGUCCUUCGCGAUCGCUGUUUUCGUCCGUCAUUAUUUUUGAAAGUGAUUAUUUCAUUGUUCCCGUUUCAAAAUGGCGAAUUCGGAUUUGUAAGGCACCGGGCGUUGAGGCCUCAGCGGGUUUCUGGUGCGGGAUAGCGGAACGGCGGCCGGCGACGAGGCGGUGGUCUGCCCGGCUCGGCGAACGUGAGGUUGACGACCUAUUGAUUUUUCGACUGCGACCUCUCCUCGGCGGGCGGACCGUUGUCUGGUGUCUGCGAGGGCGGCUGCAGGGUCCACGGCGACGCUAAAGCGACCCUCUCGUCGCUGCAGCUGCUUGCAUCAUCAGCUGGCGAGCCGGCAUGAUGGCAGAAUAUCAUGGUCAGGGCAUGGAUGCUGGCGGGAAUAACUUUGACUCCGGUCAACAGUCACAGGAGCAGGAGUUGGCGACGAAGAUGCUGCAGAUACAAUCAAAGAGGUUCUACCUGGACGUGAAACAGAAUCGUCGCGGGAGGUUUAUCAAAGUUGCUGAGAUCGGAGCCGACGGAAGGCGGAGUCAGAUAUUUCUGGCGAUGUCGACGGCUGCCGAGUUUCGCGACCAUUUGUCCUGCUUCAGCGAUUACUACUCCUCCCUGGGACCUCCCAACCCGGACAACGUGCCUGACGAUGGAAAACUCAAGUCUGAAAUGAUGCUAAAGGACAACAGAAGAUACUACCUUGAUCUGAAAGAGAACUCCCGAGGUCGGUUCCUGCGGGUUUCGCAGACGAUAACGCGCGGGGGGCCCCGGAGCCAGAUAGCGUUGCCCGCCCAGGGAAUGAUCGAAUUCCGUGACGCCCUCACCGAUCUUCUGGAUGAUUUCGGAAUCGACGAUGGGGGGUACAAAGGCGAUUUGCCCGAAGGCCGUCACUUGCGUGUUGAUAACAAGAAUUUCUACUUCGACGUGGGCCAGAACAACCGCGGUGUCUACCUGAAAGUCAGCGAGGUUGUACCAUCGUUGCAAGUGAAAAGCAAUUUCCGCACAGCAAUAACAGUGCCAGAGAAGUGUUGGAUUCGAUUCCGCGACAUUAUGGCCGACUACUGUGAUAAAAUGGGACGGGCCCAACUCUCCCCGCAAGAGAUACAUCAGAGCGGCAAUGCAUCUGGCCGGUCUGGAAGCGCGCAGCGCGGUCGUGAUAAUAUGGAACCGUUCGGCGGAAAUGGCGGUAGUCGAAUUUGAUUGGAGCGCAUCGACCACUUCCGGCUCUAGUGUACAUAGCAGCCCUUAGACGUAAGAUGAUGUGAUAAACAUUUGAGCUUUAUUACAUUCGUUACGACACUCGUAGCAACGCCCCCAUGUGACCACGUUGCGCGGCGUCGAAACCACUCUUUUUGUUGUUCGAAAUUCGAAUUGGCUAUUCAAAAUUCGUAAUUCAGACAUUUGUGCGAUGAUACGUUCGUUUGCGAAAAAUGGCAGUUUGCAAUUGGAACUGUUACGUUUUUAUGCUUUUUUGUGCGAAAUUCGUUUGGGAAUUGAAACCGUAUUUUAAGAAUAUGAAAUUGAAAUAAUAGUUCGAAUUGCUCGUGUUUUUUUAGAUUAUCAUGUGUAAAUCAUUUUUUUUUUGGUGUAAAAUUUAAAUCACGUAAGCAAUAUCAAGUUAUUGUCAUUUUAUAACAAUCAACUGAGUGUAAAUUGUUUGUGUUAGUAAAAAGGAUUCACUCGUUUGAUCGCACUCACAGGAGCACUUCCAAUCAAACAUAUUCACUUUUUUUUAAACCAAAUAUUGAGUUAAGCCUUUCUGGUAACCUGAUGUGUUUCUUUGUUUGAAAUGAUAAUGCAGCCACAAAAGCAAUAGGGGAUAAUAGAGUUAAAUUAAUUAAAAUUUAAAUAAUAAAUAAACUUAAAAGCGAUUCUAAAAUUGCACAAGUCUUAAAUAUAAAGAUUAUAAAAUGGACAGCAAUGUAUAAUUUCUUAAAAAAUAAUAGGAAUUGUGUGUAGCCCUUUUUAUCAAUGAAAAUAUUAGUCAAAGUCAAAUGAACUUUAUUCAUUUAGGCUUAAAUCGAGUGCUUUUGAAAACUUCUGAAUAUUUGUGAUAUACGGGGAUGGGUUCCAAAUUUUGUGACAUCACAUUUUUUCAAAAUAUACAUAAAAUAAAAUCAAUCAACCAAUCCUUAAUCUAAGGAUUUAGGUAUAUUUACCGUAAAUUAUAUGAAAGUAGUGACAAUGUUAAAAGUGAAAUGGAAUCUAAAUUAAAUUUAUAAACAAAAUUUAGGAACGAUGCGUGACUCGAACCCGUGACCUCUCGCGUUCCGUGCGAGCGCUCUUCCACUGAGCCAACCGUUCGAGUGUAUUGUUCAUAUUUCUUGUUAUGUCCUGUCUCAGGUUGUGGCUUGAGAGAUUUGAUGCGGGUUCUAGUCCCGCACCUGUCAGCAAUAAUUUGUGUAAUUAAUCCCAGAAGCGAGGGUUAGAACUUUAAAAACUAAUAACAAAAUGGAUGCUAAAAUCAAAGAUUUGCAAAGAAAACUGAAUUUAAAUGGAAAUAAUUUUCUACAUUGCUGUUUUAAUUACUUACAUUUCUAAAUGUAAAAUUGGAAAAAAAAUGUGACAUCACACAAGGGCAUGAAAAUCGUGUGACUUACUGUAUAAAUAGUCCCUGCUGCAUUAUCAUUUCAUUCGAACAUAGAUCUUUCAAUGUGUUUCAAAAUACAAUUCGAACGUGUGUUUCUUUCCUGAAAUCAAACAAUUAUUGGAUAGCUUUAAGGUUUUCGAUUUGCUUAGCUUCGUAGUUCCAGCGUGAAUUGGAACGUGAAAGUAUAAUUUUUUAGCUGUUAAGUUUUCAAAAUGUUUAGCGACGCAAAAGCCAAGCUUUUUUAUCGUUUUGAACGAUUUUUCUAUUGUUUAAAUUUAGUUAGGAACGGAAUUAUAAUUCCGCUUAAAAUAGGCCCUUAAAAAUACUAAUGCCACUUUUUAUAGUUUUUUAGGUAUACCGUUUUUUGUCUGUUUACUUUUUGUAUUCAGAAUUGAAUGAUUUGGGGAUGGUUUAUGCAUUAAAUACAUAUAUAUGCAAGUACUCAUAUAAAUACGUACACAGUACUUUAUAUAUUUAAAAUAUUGUUGGGACUUCGCAGCAGAAAUUGGUCAAGUCCCAAACUGGGUACCAGAAUAAUAGACCAAAUUCACGAAUUAGGUCCACAUAGUUUUUUGUAAUGCAUAUGCCGUACCUCAGGAGUGGGAGACACCGGGUGUUUACAUGGCGAGUAUUACAUCAGCCGCUCUGUCGCUAUUCGCUCUCUAAAAUGUAAAAUCCUUUUAAAAAACAAUAACUGAUACAUUAUUCUAACGUUAAAUAAAAACAGUGAUUUACUAAAAUCGUAAUAAAUAUGAGAAGUCGGUAAAGAAUGGAAAAAUAUAUCGUCAUGUAUCUCGAAAAUUAAACCUUCUAUAACAUACAAAUUAAAUUUGUAACCAAAAUUUACGAACGUGCGGGACUCGAACCCGCACAUCUCAGGUUUUGUCCGAGCGCUCUUACCAACUGAGCCGGCCGUCUGAGUCACGCAUCGAUCGUAAAGCUUGUUCCACUCUCGGUUCUUAAUAAAUACGUAAAAAAAUCUAGGUGGGGGAAUGGCGGUAGGGCGGCGACACUCGAAUUAAGUUAAGAGAUGCAAAGCUGUGAUAUAAUUGGAUAGAUCACUGCGGUUAUUACUUAAUUUGUGACUUGAAAUAAUCCUUAAUCUAGUGCGAAACUCAUAAAUCACUACGAUAUAUUAUUAAAUAUUAAUAUAUAACUUUCAUUGUACGAAUAGAUAAGUCACUGUUACUGUAAUAAUCGCAAGUGUACGGAAUUAGGGUUUUUGAACGCACGGACGUGGCUGUAGACUUAUAAGUUGAACUGUGUAUUGAGAGAAUUUGAUUAAAUUUGAAGAAGCGACACUUCAUGUCACUUUCAAGUAUUGGGGUUAGAGAAAACUAAAGAGAGAUAAGAGAUCAAUAUAUGGUUAUUUCUCUUAUAUUUUCCUCAUUACGCGAUUUAGAUAUAAAAAUUUAUAUUUGGCGAUAUUAUAUGAACGCAUGGGAACGCAUACUUAACGCAUCCUUAACCGUAAUAAUAAAAAAUAAAUUCACAACAACACAACCUGUUUUUAAUCUUGUAGUUGCGCGCUAGCGUACGCACUGCCUUUCGGAAUCGUAGGGCCCACGUAAGGGCGAUUAAAAUAUUGUUUUUUUUUUAAUUAUUACAGUUAAAUAGUUCUACCCGUGUUUUCAUUUAAUGUCACCAAUAAACAGAGUUUCUUUAUAAGAACGUUCAAUACUUUUACGUAUUCAAUUCAAAAUUGUAAAAGUUGACAGCGUGUUGGUGUGAAGUGCCCGCAAGUGCGGGCCGUUUGUGCGGCUGCGUCCGUGCGUUGCGGAUAGGUUUAAGGUUUGUAAGCACCCUGUGGGACGCGUGAUCGAUUAUUUGGGAUUUUGAAAAGCUCUGACAGGAUAGCAACGCUUUUAUUUACUGAUUAUAUUAAAGCAUUCUUAAUGGCCUAUAUUAGGAAAAGUGUGUGCAAUUUUGUCGUACACGUACAAAAAAUACGGAAUGAAUGUCCUUGGCGGGUAUUUCCAUCUCAAUAUUAAGUAACUUCUUUUCUUAUCUUCUUCUCUGUAUUAAGCAAUUUACUACGGCCCAAAUAAUAUGAAAGCUUAGUAGUCAAGAACCCACAAACAAUAUUUAUUUUUUUAACCUUAAAAUAUUUGUUUAAUUGUCAGUACUGUUUUUGUUUUCAAACUUAAACGAUCACCAUAUAGGGAUGGCAAUAAAAUCUCAUAAAUAAAUAAACUUAAUUAUAUCCUAAGAAAUAUAUUUAACACUAUUACAGUUAAAAUGUUAAGAUUUCUUAUAUUUUUGUCUCAAUAAAACUGAAAUAAAGACUUAAGCAGCCAUGACAUAAGCAAACGUUUCAAUGCGACUUGAUUGACAGGAAUGAUAAAAAACCACUA